Messenger RNA from Zingiber officinale, 1646 nucleotides. Its product is annotated as rust resistance kinase Lr10-like. Bases 248 to 1501 code for a protein of 417 amino acids. Gene Ontology annotation, molecular function: protein kinase activity; ATP binding. The record is from RefSeq and is a predicted model, not a curated record. The transcript is spliced from 2 exons. NCBI's taxonomy places the organism in Eukaryota, Viridiplantae, Streptophyta, Magnoliopsida, Zingiberales, Zingiberaceae. Gene Ontology annotation, biological process: protein phosphorylation.
AAAUAAAGUCUUUCUUCAUCAUUUGUAACUUUCCCAUUUGUACCGAACCAGAAAAACAUCUACCAUUGUUGAUCACUGAUCAAGCUCGUAAGUUUCUCUUCUUCCCUCAGUUUAUUUCUGCUUCUAAGAAAAGAGUGUAUAAAGGAGAUCUACCUGUUCUAAAGUUAGUUUUACUGCAAGAGACGAUUUUUUUUAUGCAGAAAGAAAUCCAAGCUUAAGAUCCUAAACUACCUCCGCGACUGAGGGGAUGGCUUCGGGCUCAGGCGGCCUCUCUGUUGCUGUCAUAAUAAUAUUAGUGAUCUUUGGUGGGAUAAUCCAACUCGUGAUAGCAAUUUUGGUCAUACGAUGUGUUCAAAACAUGAGAAAGUCGUCGAUAGAUGCGAGGAUGCAUCCAUCUUGUUCGGAAACUGGAUCUAUGGAUCCUUCCUUGAGCCAUGAAUCGAGGAUUGAAAUGAAGCCUAUUGAAGAGUUCCUAUUUAGGAUCAUGAAAGAGAAGCCCAUUAGAUUCACACCUCAAAAUCUUGUAGAUUUCACCCAAAACUUUGUGGAAAAAUUGGGUUCUGGUGGUAAUGGAACGGUAUUCAAAGGCCAGUUUCCGAAUGGAGUACAAGUCGCAGUGAAAGUCCUCCAUGGCACCUCGAGCAAGAAAGCCGAGGAGCAAUUCAUGGCAGAAGUUGGCACCAUAGGCAGAACCUAUCACCUCAACUUAGUCAAGCUCUAUGGUUUCUGCUUCGACGAAAUGACAAAGGCGCUCGUGUACGAGUACAUGGAGAAGGGAUCACUAGACCAGUAUUUGUUCGAUCAAGCACAAGAGAGGAUUGAGUUCAGAAAGCUGUAUGAAAUCGCAGUUGGCACUGCAAAAGGAAUCCGAUAUUUGCACGAGGAGUGCCAACAAAAGAUCGUGCACUAUGACAUAAAGCCGGCAAACAUACUUCUUACAACAGAAUUUGUGCCCAAAAUCGCCGACUUUGGACUGGCAAAGCUAUGUGAGAGGAACAAGCUGAAGACUCAUUCAGUGGUCGCAUUUGGUGGUCGGGGAACUCCUGGCUAUGCUGCACCCGAGAUGUGGUCGCCUUCGCCAGUCACCCAUAAGGUUGACGUCUAUAGCUUCGGCAUGCUUCUGUUUGAGAUGCUGGGGAAAAGAAAGAAUUUUGACGCCAAGCAAGCGGAGAGCAAGGAGUGGUUCCCCGUCUGGGUGUGGAACAGGUUCGAACAAGGCGAGAUAAAGAGCAUAAUUGAAGAAAGUGGGGUCGAAGAGAAGGACAGGGAGAAGGUCGAGAGAUUGUGUCUAGUAGCAUUGAAGUGUAUUCAGCAUCAGCCUGAAGAAAGGCCAACUAUGAACUGUGUUGUGCAGGUCUUGGAGGGAAGAGAUACAAAUCCAGUUGUUAACAAUCCAUUCAAGCAUAUUGAGCCAUAUAGUGUCGAUAUCUCUAUGUGGAGCUCAAUGACGAGCACAACUGCAACAUUCUCAACUAGCACUGGAGUAGGGAGUUCAUCAUGACAAGAUCGAAUAAAUAGCAAAGUCUUGGAACAUGUACCAGCAGUUUACUUUUAAGUUUCUUUCUAUUGUCAUUAUGUUAUUACCUAUAAAAUAGAAACAGAGCUAGUCUAUUACUACUAUGGAUGCUCCAAUUGCUCACAAUCCA